Molecule: messenger RNA, 705 nt
Organism: Trypanosoma grayi
Lineage: Eukaryota; Euglenozoa; Kinetoplastea; Trypanosomatida; Trypanosomatidae
Exons: 1
Coding region: 1-705 (234 amino acids)
Source: RefSeq, a predicted model, not a curated record
AUGCUGCGGCGGGAGCCGGUGGGGGCGCAGCUGAAGCGGAUGGUCGAGCAGACUAUUCCCAGCAGCAUGGCUGCGGCAGCGGCUGCGCCAUCGAGCACAGCCGCGGCACGGCCGCGGUACGACAGGGACCAGUGGGCGGGUUUCAUAGCACGAGAGAAUGCCAUCCUGAACCGCUUUGCGGCCGCGCCGUCUGCGGCUGCAGUGGACGCUGGCGAUAUCAUUCUGCACGAGGCGUCGCAAGUGGCCACGCGGUNGGCCGCGCCGUCUGCGGCUGCAGUGGACGCUGGCGAUAUCAUUCUGCACGAGGCGUCGCAAGUGGCCACGCGGUGCUAUUUUACCACAGUAGAGCCGACCGUCCCACACGACCUCACAGCCGCGUCGGCGGCCGCCGCCGGGAGUAGCGAGGCGCUGCGUGGCGAGCACGCACGAGAUGUGCUGCCAUGCAAGUGCAUUGUGCGCGUCCGUGGCAGUGGGAGACAGAAGCACACAGCCGUGCUUUCCACACCCAAGGCGGCGAAUUAUUUCAAGACAAACUUCAUGCAGGUUGUGCGCAAGGAGGUUAGCGGCUCCAAGUUGCCCCGCGGCGAGGACACGACAGAGCUGAAUCAACAGCAGCAGCAGCAGCACGUUGGCAGUGCUUCGGCUGCGGCUGACAAUGCGGCCAGUAGCUCCUCUAAGAAGAGUGCGAAAAGACGGCAGAGAUAA